Messenger RNA from Parascedosporium putredinis, 1863 nucleotides. NCBI's taxonomy places the organism in Eukaryota, Fungi, Ascomycota, Sordariomycetes, Microascales, Microascaceae. The record is from the annotation of a GenBank genome assembly.
AUGUUGGGCUCACUAAGCCCCGUCCCGUCCUUCCCGGACUACACGGGCCCGUACCGCGUGGGCACCGUCGACGUCGAGAUCCCCAUUGACGAGCUGUACAGCCCGAGUCCCCGUCCCGCCGGCGCCGAGCACGUGUCUACCGUCGCCAUGCGCAUCUUCUACCCGGCCUCGCUCGAGAGCACCGGCAAGCCCCCGCCGGCAGCGAUCGCCUACUUUCCUCGACACCUCCACUACACCUCGAUCCCCGCCCACAAAAACGCCGACAUCCUCCCCGCCAACACUCCCAACGGCCGCUGGCCCACCGUCGUCUUCUCCCACGGCCUCGGCGGCUCCCGCAACGCCUACUCCCACGUCGCCGGCUCACUCGCUUCCCACGGCACCGUCGUCUUUUGCCCCGAGCACCGCGACGGCAGCGCAGUCACCUCCUUCAUCCGCAGCCCGGAGAAAUACCGCCAGAAGAAGAAGAAGCAGCAGCAGCAGCAGCGAGGAGGCGGUUCCUCCUCUUCCCCCAGUCGUCUCUUUGGUGGUCUGUCCAACGGCAGCAGCGGGAAUGCGCCCAAGAACAUGGUUGUACCCUACCGUCGCAUCUCGCACACCGUCUCGCCCGAAAUGUACGCCGCCCGCGAGGAGCAGCUGCGCAUCCGGCUGUGGGAGCUCGGCCUCAUACACGACGCCCUCCUGCGCAUGGACCGCGGCGAGUCCUUUACCAACAUGAACGCCUCUACCCUAAGCCUGGCGCCCCUGGCCGGCCUGCUGCACGUGCACGAGCCCGGCGCCAUCAUCUUUGCCGGCCACAGCUUCGGCAGCGCCACGACGGUCCAGCUCGUCAAGUCCACCUACUACGCGGACCAUCCGGUCCUAAGCACCAUGGACAAGGCGCCCCUCUUCACCCCCGAGGCCGGGUCCGAGAUUCGUCGCCAAAUCACCGACAAGACCGUGACCAUCCUCCUCGACAUUUGGGUUACGCCACUCAUCGACCCGGGCUUCACCCCGCUCUUUGACUUGCCCAUGCCGGCCUACGAUGCCGCGGUGCCCGAUGCGCCCGGUGGCCGCGCCAUCCUCGCUGUUUUGUCGGAACAGUUUUACAAGUGGGAAGACCAUCUCCGCGUCACGGCGCGCGUCUUUUCUCCUGCCCCGGCCGAGGAAGUCCCCAGCCCCGAGCUAUACCACCGCCGCGGCCACGGCAAGAACCAAGGCCAAGCGCAGGCAGCCACGGGGGAUAACACCAGCGAUAACAAUACCGACGAAUCCUCCGCCUCGGAGCUUCCGCCGUUCCCACACCCCAACCUCUUCUACGUCCAGGAGUCGGCCCACCUGAGCCAGUCCGAUUUCGGCGUUCUCUUCCCAUGGCUGACCAAGAAGAUGUUCAGCGCCGUCGAGCCCGCCCGUGCCAUCCGCCUCAACCUACGAGCCCAGCUCCAAGUCCUCCGCGACAACGGGGUGCCCAUUGCGCGCACCUGCGCCGCCGACCUCGCCGACGGCAUCGCUCCCGACGCUAUCCUCGUCCAGUCGCCCGCGGUGUCCUCGUCCUCCCUGAGCAACAGCAGCAGCGGCAAGGAGGGAUCGCUGUCCAAGAAGAAGCACGCGCGCGCGGCCAAGAAGCACCGCUCUAGCCUCACAGCAGCGGCGGCGGGCGAUCUCGCGGACGACAGGGCCAUCCUCGACAAGUCGGGCGAGUGCGUCGUCGACCACUGGCUGUGGAUCGACGGGCCGACGCUGUUUGUCGGCACGGACUCGGAGAGCGACUCGGCGGAAGGUCGGGCGGAUCAGAGUAAGCGGAGGGUGGAGAAGACGGAUAAGGAUAUGGCGGAGCACAUGGAGCCUGGGCUCGAGGAGGCGGCGGUGGUGGCUGCGCGGGGGUAA